Molecule: messenger RNA, 2847 nt
Organism: Scleropages formosus (Asian bonytongue)
Lineage: Eukaryota; Metazoa; Chordata; Actinopteri; Osteoglossiformes; Osteoglossidae
Gene: rsl1d1
Product: ribosomal L1 domain containing 1
Exons: 8
Coding region: 555-1598 (347 amino acids)
Molecular function (GO): RNA binding
Source: RefSeq, a predicted model, not a curated record
UGGUGAACAGCGCCAUCUAGUGGAAUCAUGAAACGCAGGAUAUUGCAGGAAAAAGGCGAAAUGAAAGCGGUCUUUAGUUUAGGACAAUUUUGUAAAUACUCGACGGGCCGGAUUAAACAUCCCACCGGGCCGUAUGUGGCCCGCUACUGUCCUAUCUGAUCUUAAUCUGCAGUUAUUUUAGAUAACGAUCUUUAGUAUUUUUUUUGUUUUAAACUAAGGCGUUAUGCGUUUGUUUAAAUAUUUUAGGGCCAUUUUUAAAAUCCUGUAUGUUUGUGGUUACGGCAAAACGCAUUUGGAGGCUAGAUGUUCGCACGUACACUACCAGUCAGACAUUACAGUUGAAGACCACGGCAAUUUCAAUAACAUCACAAAAACGAAUGUGUGGCACUAAUGUUUGCACCGUAUUACGACGCGCUGCCACGAUUUGCACUCGACCUCGGACAGCGGCUUCAGCGUCUUCAAUUGCGUGUUCAAAUAAAGUUUAACGAUUCAAAUCAGUCCGCUGCAGGUUUGGGGCAUGCGCAGUGAGUGUCUCUAGUACACGUGCAGGCGGCAUGGCGGACGGUAAAGGAACAGUAGAGUUGGAUAGAGCUCAGGUGAAGAAGGCAGUGCAGUGUCUUCUGGCUUACCUGAAGAGUCGUACUGCUGGAGAUUUAUUGCUCCUCAAUGAGUGCCAGCGGGUUUCCCUGCUCUUCACACUCUGGAGAAUCCCCAAGAAGGAGAAAACAAUUCGCGUACCACUGCCUCAUGGCAUCCGUACGGAGGUCAGUGAGGUCUGCCUCUUCACCAGAGAUGAGCCCAAAAUGACCACUGACCAGACUGAGAGGUUCUAUAAGAAGCUGCUCACAGAAAGGGGAGUCAAAGGUGUCACUGAGGUGAUUCCAUUCAAGGUGCUGAAGACAGAAUAUAAAUCCUUUGAAUCCAAGCGGAGGUUGCUGGGGAACUUUGACCUUUUCCUCUCAGAUGCUCGUGUUCGUCGUCUACUGCCCUCUCACCUUGGGAAACACUUUUAUCAGAGCAAAAAAGCUCCCCUGUCAGUGGAUUUGCUGUCCAAGCAGCUUGCAAAGAGCCUGGAAAAAAUAAUUCAGGGUUCUACACUCUGUAUCUCCAAGAAGGGUAGCUGCUGCAUGGCUCACGUAGGUCAUUCUGGAAUGCCUGCUGAUCACAUAGUGGAAAAUAUCAUCGCUACAGUCAACUCCGUCACAGAAAAUUUACCGCAGAAAGGAAUGAGCAUCAAAAUCAUUCACCUCAAGAGCCAGUCUUCAGCUGCUCUGCCUGUGUAUACCUCAGACUUAAGUCACGUGUCCCUGCUGAAGGAGGCGGAGGAGAAGACCAUUUCAUCUGGGGCUCCGUCUGGGAAAAAACGGAAGAAAGGAAGUCCUGCCAAGACCACCGACAUCAGUGCGGUCCCCGUGUCAGGAGAGCAGUCAGAAGAGCCUGAAGAGCCAAAAGUCAGUGGGACACAGAAGGUGUUGAAGAGAAAGACCCCGGUAAAGGGCAAGGCAACAUCUGCCAAUGUAAAAUUGGCUCGUUCUGCAAAGAAAUGUCCAAAAACACCUGUUCAGAAAUCAAGGAGAAAAGUGCCCAAAUCGUGUUAAUUUUUGCAACUGUUGUGUAGGCAAGCAAACAAUGUCUUCAUAUAUAUACACUCAUAUUGUCUGUAUGUAUUUUAAAUGCUGAGACUGAGUGCUUAAGCUUCAGGUUUUUCCUUGUGUGCAAUUGUGAAACUUGCACAAUAUGGGUACUUAACUCAGAGGUGUAAGAAUUACACUGAUUAAGAAAAAGAACCCAUUCAACCAUAUCAACCCUCAGAAUUUGGCUAGUGAAUGUCUGUCUGUGAACGGUUGUGGUCACCAAAAACACGCUGAAUGGAGAUAGUGGAUGUUGACCCUUUGUUUCCAAGAUUAUGGUUUUGGGAAUUGAAAGUGCAGUAUCCCCUUUAUAUUCCCAUUAAAUAGUUUGAAUUGCUGUAAGUACAAUUGGAAUAAUACAACACAGUCUAAUUUUAUGGGUACACUGCUAGUUUAAGGCUGGAGUAUUAAGAAUGACGGAAUAUUAUAGUAUUAUGACUGCAAAAAAUGGCACGGAAGGUUAGAUGUGGAAUGUUUCAAAGUUGCAAACAAAAAUGAGAUACAGUGAUGCUUUAAGUUGUCAUUUCACAAUUUCAAAGAAGUCAGCUAUUUUCUAAUAAGCCAGAAAAGAGGGAAAAAACACAAAGGUAUGAAAGACAAAAAAUCACAUCUUCAUCUUUAACUUUGAGGCAUCAUUUGAAUCAAACAAUUUAAACCUUCUUUGUAAAUAUGACAAGCACUUGAACAAAUAUAACUGCAAAGAAAUGUCUGAACAUAAUUGUACUUAGAUUUUUAACAAUAUACAUUAUUACACAUUUCAACAAGAUUUCAGGUGCUGUGAAGGAAAAAGUUAUGAAACAAUAUGCAUGGAUAUUUUAAAUGUGGACACAUUGUCAGAGAAAUGUUUAGGAAAAAAAAGUUUCUCUGAAAAUAUGAAGGGUCAUAUAAAUUAUUUUUCAAAAUGGUGUUAAGAGUAAAUGACAAACACACAGGCAUGUCUUCCAUCGUUGGUUCAAGAGACUGACCUUUACAGCUGUCACUGAUGGUAAAAAGUAAGUCCUUUGUAAAUCACUACCGGUGCAUAAAAUCAUACUUUUUUACAUUAAUGUAUUAGACAGGGUAAAGAAAUUAGCAAAAUAUAUUCAUUUUCAAAAUACUUCAGUUAUGGGUCAGGUACAGAGUCAGAAAUAGGAUAGUAAACAGAUGCUUUAUGUAGAUUAACUGUAGCCUACAUUCAGAAAGUGCUGUAGCCGUUUCAUGAUAGCAGUUUCAUUGU